Messenger RNA from Cajanus cajan (pigeon pea), 763 nucleotides. RefSeq names its product BAG family molecular chaperone regulator 2. Gene Ontology annotation, molecular function: protein binding. The record is from RefSeq and is a predicted model, not a curated record. NCBI's taxonomy places the organism in Eukaryota, Viridiplantae, Streptophyta, Magnoliopsida, Fabales, Fabaceae.
UCAAGUAUUAUAUAACUGCCCCAACUGCUUCAAAACUCCUCUUAGGCUUCACCUUAAGCUCUUCCUAGGAACACAACAAAGGGAAAGAAAAAAAAAGAUGAUUAAGUUGAGGUCAAUGAGGUUUAGCCGAAGCAGCUCCAAGCUUGGAAAUGGGAACAAAGCAACAGCAACACAACAGCCAACUGAAAAGGGUUGCAGAAACAUUGGUGAAAUCCAAUGGGAACUUAGGCCUGGUGGCAUGCUUGUUCAAAAAAGGGAGAGCAACCAAAGCACAGGAGAGGGAAUUAUCACAAUUAUGGUUUCAACUGUGUCACACUCCCAUGAAAUUUCUGUUGAGGCCACAUCAACUUUUGGUGAAUUGAAAAUGAUUCUGUCACUGGUAACAAGUUUUGAGCCCCGAGAGCAAAGGCUUCUCUUCAAGGGUAAAGAGAGAGAUGAUGGUGAAUAUCUACACAUGGUUGGGGUUAGAGACAAGGACAAGGUUCUUCUGUUGGAGGAUCCAGCUAUAAAGGAGAAGAAAUUGCUUGGCAUAAGAGACCAACCCAUUAACAAUCCUAGUCGUACCAUUAGUGUAUGACUAAUUAACCAAACUCAUUAAUGUUAAUUAGUAUUAACCACAAAGGAAAGUUUGAUGUAGUGAUGGAUCUUCUUUCACUUUGAAUUGGAUUAGGGACUUUCUUAUCUUUUGUCUGGAGCCUUCUCUCAAUUAAAAAUGUGCAAUUGUUGAUGAUGCAAUGACAAGCCGUUUUGCGUAGUUUGAUUA